CAAGCCCUCACCAAAACAGUGAUCAUCCUGUAGUUUCUAGAGGAGGCGUUUGCCCGGCAAUCAUCCUGUAGUUUGAUAUGGCUGCAGGUGAUAAUGAAGAUAAUUCAGUAAGGGGGAACAUCAAGGAAUUCAAAGCAUGGCUGGCAAGGCUGGAAACCAUGAAUGCAAAAGAACUAAUGGAGUACGGUAAGGCAAACAAAGAUAUGUUUAGCAGUGAAAUGAGAGCAGCAUUUAAGAAGCUUCUUCAGCAAAAGAAACAACAACCACCCAAGAAGAAAAACAAGAGGACUGGGUUUGGUGCAAUAUUAGGUGCAAUGUUGAAGUUCCACAAGGACGAUGAUGAUGAUGAUGGCGAUGGAAACCCUCCAGGAGGAGCUCCUAUUGCAUGCUGAAGGGUUUUUGUUACCCGCCUUGAUUGGUUCUAUAGGUCGGUACUGAAAGGUGCUUGACUAAAUUAUCCUUAGGGCUAUCUAUGUAUCGUGGUAGUAAACAAGUGUCUGCAGUUCGUGUUGUUCAUGUUGACUCAGUGUGGCUAUUUCGGUAUGGCCUUGGAUCUCAUUCCAUGUAAAUGUAUGUUUAUAUGGUAA
Triticum dicoccoides is the source of this 587-nucleotide messenger RNA. RefSeq lists its product as uncharacterized. NCBI's taxonomy places the organism in Eukaryota, Viridiplantae, Streptophyta, Magnoliopsida, Poales, Poaceae. The record is from RefSeq and is a predicted model, not a curated record. The coding region runs from base 78 to 392 and encodes 104 amino acids. The transcript has 3 exons.